UUAUUUCAGACCAGAUGGAGGUGAAAGAGCAAAGACAAGAACUGAAGUGAAAGGUGAUGAUGCUGUAGUUUGUUUCAGCCUGUUGACACCAAUACAAUGAGCUUAAUGUGCCAAUUUACAGAAGAUCUCAGACAUCACCAUAAUGAAUGAGCUGAGAACAGGGAACUUUUGGAGACAAAGAGGUUUUUCAGCUGCUCAGUUUAACAUGAUGGCCCUGUACUUUUUAAAUGCAGAUUGGAUAAAAACACAGUGAUCACAGUUCCCACCUGCAGUGAAGCCCCUCCCACAACAAUUCACCAAUAAAUACUGGGAAUAUUCUCAUCAUCCUACAAGAGAAGGACAAACUCCAGGAGUAGCAGCUGAAAUCUGUGUGACUGUUAAAGAUGGAGUUUAUUAAAGAGGAGAUUGAAGACAUGAGUGAUCCAGAACCAUCCAGAAUAAAACAUGAAGAUACUGAGGAACAAACAGACCAGGUGAGAGUGAAAGAGCAAAGACAAGAACUGAAUGAAGUGGAAAAGGAACAUCGUAACUUUAAAACUCAAAGAACAAAAGCCAAAAAGCUGCACACCUGCACUCAGUGUGGAAAGAGUUUCACACAGAAAGAACACAUUAACAGACACAUGAGAAUUCACACUGGAGAGAAACCGUAUCCAUGCACUCAGUGUGGAAAGAGUUUCACACAGAAAGGACACCUUAACAAACACAUGAGAAUUCACACUGGAGAGAAACCGUAUACAUGCACUCAGUGUGAGAAGAGUUUCACACAAAAAGGAGACCUUAACACACACAUGAGAAUUCACACUGGAGAAAAACCAUAUACAUGCACUCAGUGUGGAAAGAGUUUUUCUCAUUCAUCAAAUCUCAGUGUUCAUCUGCGCAUUCACUCUGGAGAAAAGGCAUUUAACUGAUCAGUGUGGUAAAGGUUUUAUUUCAUCUUCACAU
Molecule: messenger RNA, 942 nt
Organism: Rhinichthys klamathensis goyatoka
Lineage: Eukaryota; Metazoa; Chordata; Actinopteri; Cypriniformes; Leuciscidae
Product: zinc finger protein 32-like
Exons: 3
Coding region: 384-908 (174 amino acids)
Biological process (GO): regulation of transcription by RNA polymerase II
Cellular component (GO): PcG protein complex; transcription regulator complex
Molecular function (GO): RNA polymerase II cis-regulatory region sequence-specific DNA binding; DNA-binding transcription factor activity, RNA polymerase II-specific
Source: RefSeq, a predicted model, not a curated record